Tupaia belangeri chinensis (Chinese tree shrew) is the source of this 3328-nucleotide messenger RNA. RefSeq names its product solute carrier family 30 member 10 (gene SLC30A10). Gene Ontology annotation, biological process: detoxification of zinc ion; manganese ion transport; zinc ion transmembrane transport. Gene Ontology annotation, molecular function: zinc ion transmembrane transporter activity. The record is from RefSeq and is a predicted model, not a curated record. Gene Ontology annotation, cellular component: membrane. Lineage: Eukaryota; Metazoa; Chordata; Mammalia; Scandentia; Tupaiidae.
GCUGCGCCUGGCCCGGCCCGAGCGCAUCGAUGACCCGGAGCUGGUGCUCAUCGUCGGCGCCCUGGGGCUGGCGGUCAACGUGGUGGGGCUGCUCAUUUUCCAGGACUGCGCCGCCUGGUUCGCCUGCUGCGUUCGGGGCCGCCGUCACCGCCCGCCGCAGCUGGUGGAGGGCGGCACUCCUGGCCCUUUAGGGGCUGCCCAGGACGUGGAGGGCCAGCGACACUCGGCUACCUCGACAGCCCCGGGUUCGGACUCGGCCGUGAUCCUGCGGGGAGCCUCGAUCGAAAGGAAGCGGGAGAAGGGGGCGACCGUGUUCUCAAACGUAGCAGGUGAUUCCCUGAACACUCAGAAUGAGCCUGAAGAGACUAUGAAAAAGGAGAAAAAGUCCGAGGCCCUGAACAUCAGAGGUGUUCUUUUGCAUGUGAUGGGAGAUGCUCUGGGGUCUGUGGUUGUGGUCAUCACAGCCAUCAUAUUCUAUGUGCUUCCCCUGAGACCUGAGGACCCGUGUAACUGGCAGUGCUACAUUGACCCCAGCCUGACUAUUGUCAUGGUCAUCAUCAUUUUGUCAUCUGCCUUCCCGCUCAUUAAGGAGACCGCUGCUAUCCUGCUGCAGAUGGUCCCCAAGGGCCUGAACAUGGAGGAGCUCAUGAGUAAACUCUCUGCUGUGCCGGGAAUUGACAGUGUGCAUGAAGUACACAUCUGGGAACUUGUAAGUGGAAAGAUCAUUGCCACCCUGCACAUCAAGUGUCAGAAGGACAAGGGCUAUCAGGAUGCCAGCAUAAAAAUUCGAGAAAUCUUCCAUCAUGCGGGAAUCCACAAUGUGACUAUCCAGUUUGAAAACACGGACUUGAAGGAACCCCUGGAGCAGAAGGACAUACUGUUGCUGUGCAGCUCACCCUGCAUCUCCUCAAACUGUGCCAAACAUCUGUGCUGUCCUCCCGGGGCACUGCCUCUGGCCCACGUCAAUGGCUGUGCUGAACACAAUGGCGGUCUCCCUAUAGAGACAUACCGAAGUGAUGAUCUUAGUAGAAGAGAUGCAACAGAAGUGGCUAUUGAAGUGUCUUUGGACAGCAAUCUGAGCAACCGUGGACAAGCUCUUAAAUCUCAGGAGGACCAAUGUUAUGUAAACAGCACACAAUUUUAAUCUGAUACCCAUCUACCUGGACUGCAUAGUCGAGGCACUUCGGAACCACUUGCUUGGCUUGUGGAAAGAGCUUUGUGGGUUGUAGGCUCUGACCAAACUGGCCGUGUGCACUUUGUGUUCACAGGGGUUGGCUGUUGGGAUUUUAAUUGAACACAUCUAUUAGUUUCUAUGUGGCUGGAAACCCCUCUCCAUUACUCUGAGUGUCUCAUGCUGCUCUUCAAUAGUUUUACCUUGAACGUUAUUUUCUAAGGCAAACUGCACUAAUAUACAUAUCAGGGUCAUAGUGGGCUGGGACCCAAUAACUGUGAUGCAGGAUUCAAAGUAGUUCUUGUUUUUAAAGUGAUUAAAACUUUUAGCUGUGUUUCUGAUGAGUUCAGAGCCAAAGUAUAUUGAAAAAAUUGAAGUACCGUUAAUUGCUCUGAUUUCCCCAUUCUCCUUAAAGAUCAUACAAGAGAAAGAGGUAUUUUUGACACUGCAGAAAUAUCUUUCUUUUAUUGGAUUCAUUUUUGAAUGAAGUAAAAUGAAUACCUACUAAGGUAAAAAAAAUGUUCUUAGAAAAUUAGAGCAGGUAGAGUUUAGUGUAGGUGGGAUGGGAAGGAAAAGUGUGUUUGAAUCAUCGCAUUUUGUGAAGUGAGAGAAAACUAGUGUUUAUUUUCUGCUCUAAACUGAACUGGAGAUGUAGGGUUUUUCAAGUGUUUAAAUGUGUAAUACCAUUUUUUCCUAAAUGCAUGAAAUUUCUACUUCCUUAAGUGUGACACAAGUACUUAUAUACUGUCUUUUAGAGUCAGUCCAGCUAGGACUGUUGUCCUUUAUUGCUUUGAUAAUGAUUUUCCUAUUUGUCCAAACUUUUGUCUUCUUUUAUAUGAUCACGUUGAUCUGUGUAGCAUUUACUAGGGAAAAAAAAAUGAGUAUUUCUGGGAUAGACUAUGUGACAUCGAGUGUUCACUUCUGCCAAAUAAAUAAGCUAGACUACCUUUUCUUUAAGUAGACAUAUUUUUAAAAUAUUUAUUGUAGUUGCCAACUAAUGACUUAAUGAAAAAGUUUAUGCCCAAGGGAUACAUGAGAGUUAAUUUGAUGCUGCCUUUCAUGUGUUUUGAGGAGCUUAGAAUUUUCUUUUAUGUUUCUGUCCCAUAUUACCAAGUUCAGAUAAAUUUAUUGUAAUCUGAUUCAGACCCAUAACCAAAUUAUACUACUAGUGGUGAAGUCUAAAUAUUUAAAUGAGUACAGUUUCAUAGGUUUCAGAAAAAGGCAGAUACUUCACUAAAGAACCAGUAUCUCUGACAGGUUGCGAUAUUGAAAGCUAUCUUUUUUUAGGCUACGAGCCUUAGGUCUUAUUUAGAAUCAUCACAGGGUUCAUUGGAAAUGCUAGGUUGAUAACAGAAACAGUCUCCACAUUUUUCAGAACAAGCAUUAAUUUAAAAAAAAAUUGUUUUAGCCUUAAAUUCAAAAGCUGAAAUAAGCAGUUAUGACCAGCAGGAGAGGUAAAUCUUUAUUCCUUGAAGAUUUAUUAUCUGAAUCUACACUGGCCAUGAAUUAGGUAAAUAGAAAAAUGCCUAAAAAUAUUUUCAUGACUAGAAGUUUAUUGUGCUAGUUUAUAUGAACUUCAUAAGCUAAAAAAACAAGGGGGUAAAAAUAAGAUCCUAUUUCUGUUUUUAGUAUAAGUGUGGCAUGUACUUACACAAACCAGAGGAUUUGCUGAGAAACUCACCAUGGUGGAAACAGGCCAGAUUUGCCUGCAUAAUAAUAAAUAUUGGUAGAAACACCUUAGCCAGGGCCAAAGAAGAAAUUUAUUUUUUCUAUAUUUGAAUUUGAUUUUAUAUCACUCUGCCUUAUUAAAAGGGAAAAAUUGUCAUUUCACAGUUUUUGUGCAGCUGGUUAAAGGAAUGCAUAUUAGUUUGCAUCCAAACAGUGCUCUUUAAUUAACCUUUAAAGUAUUUUUCUGGAAAGGAAAAGGCGCUUAAUACCAAUAUAAUUAAAUCUAACCUCAGAAAAAUAUCUCGAUUGACCCUUAUGCACAUACUAAAUCAUAGGCCAUAGUGAAAUAAUACCUUUUUAAAAGAUAAUUUGGCUGAGUGCAUUUAAUAAUGUCCAAACAAAUUAAGUGCCACUUUUUUUAUGUUGGGUUAGUGACUUGCAGGGGUAACUGACCCCAUGGUGCCUUCUGUAUAUUUUUAUUUUGGUUUU